Molecule: messenger RNA, 3915 nt
Organism: Acanthaster planci (crown-of-thorns starfish)
Lineage: Eukaryota; Metazoa; Echinodermata; Asteroidea; Valvatida; Acanthasteridae
Product: sodium-independent sulfate anion transporter-like
Biological process (GO): transmembrane transport
Cellular component (GO): membrane
Source: RefSeq, a predicted model, not a curated record
UUAUAUUCUAGUGUGUGGUCAGAGUUUGCACAUUCGCUUCACAAGUAACAUAACCAGUGUUGAAGUGAGCUUACUGAGGCAGAUAUCAUGGACAUCUGAGCAAGAUGAUUCCUUUGCAUCCUGGUUUCCAGAUGCAGGGUUAUUGAAGAGCGAAAACUCAGGCAGAAAACGUCUGGACAAAAAAGAAGAAGAAGUCAUGUCUUCGGAUGAUCUCCUACCAAAGUUCAAGAAGUUUGCCUGGGAGUAUUGCUUCUCGGUGGAUGUAUGGAAGGAUCGCUUGCCUUUUACUAGGUGGCUGCCUAAGUAUCGCCCACAAAAAAUCAUAAACGAUGUCAUCGCUGGCUUAACUGUUGGAUUGACUGUGCUCCCUCAGGCCUUGGCUUAUGCAAACAUCGCAAGACUUCCUCUUGUGUAUGGUUUAUAUUCUGCCUUCAUGGGGUCCUUCAUGUACUGCAUCUUUGGCAUGUCCAAGGACAUCACUGUUGGUCCUACUGCCAUCAUGUCGCUCCUGGUUGCAGACUAUGGCAAACCCUUGACUGACAAUGCAGGGGAAGAUGUCCUGAAUGACCCAAGAUAUGCCGUGUUGCUGGCAUUUUUCUGUGGCCUCAUACAGAUUGGUUUGGGAAUUCUACAUCUUGGCUUUGUCACCAAUUACAUUUCCCCAGUGGUGAUUUCUGGCUUCACCUCAGCCUCAGCCCUCACAAUUGGUUUUGGUCAGGUGAAAAACAUCCUUGGCAUCAAGUUCCACAAUGAGGUCUUCACAUUGGAUCUCAUUAACAUAUUCAGACACAUUGGUGAAACAAAAUGGGCAGACUGUACUCUAGGUAUCUGUUGUUUGUUGGUCCUUGUUGUAUUGCGGAUGUUGAAAAACAAAAGUCAAAAAACCCUGGACCAGUUCAACAGCUCAUCACCAUUGAAAAAGAGGGCAGUGUGGAAAACAUUCUGGAUCUUAGGCACAGCUAGGAAUGCAUUGGUAGUGAUAGCAGCAUCAGGUGUGACAUAUGCCCUUAUCCAGUAUGAUUAUGAUGACUAUAUAACAAUAACGGGCAAUGUGACCUCUGGCCUUCCACCUUUGAAAGUUCCAGACUUCCAGGCACCAGACAUUUCAAAGUACAUCAUUGGUGGCCUGGUCAGCAUUCCUCUGAUUGGUUUCUUGGAGAACAUUGCUAUAGCCAAAGGAUUCGCUCGACAGAAUGGCUACAGAGUGGAAUCUAAUCAGGAAUUAAUUGCCUUGGGUUUCUGCAAUCUGGCAGGGUCUUUUGUUUCUUCUUUUCCAACAACCGGUAGCUUUUCACGGUCAGCUAUCAACAGCCAGUCUAGUGUAGCCAGUCCCCUUGGUGGUAUCAUCACCGGUAGUCUGGUGCUCCUAGCUUUGGCUUUCUUGACCCCAGCCUUUUACUACAUCCCUAAGGCUGCACUGGCUGCUGUCAUUCUGUUCUCCGUUUUCUUCAUGUUGGAUUAUGAGAUAAUCCCUCAUCUUUGGAGAAUCAGAAAAUGGGAGCUGCUUACACUGGUGGCAACAUUUUUCCCAUCCCUUCACCUUGGAGUUGAGUAUGGUACCCUUAUUGGUAUCGGAGUGGACCUUCUCAUGCUUCUGUUUCCAGAAGCCAAACCGAGCUAUAAGGUUGAAAGGAGCGAGUUGCUAGUGAUUUGCUUCAAGCAAGGAUUGCACUAUCCAGCAAUAGACCGAUUACAGACCAUACUGGAUGAGGAGGCUUUGCUAGUUGAGGAACCCAAAUCUGUCAUCCUGGAUAUGAGAAAUAUCAACGGAAUUGACUUCAGCAUUGCUGAGGGAUUGAGAGAAAGUGCCAAAGCUUUCAUGAAGGCAGGGCAGAAAGUAGCUGUUGUCAACGUGAGAAAAUCAGUGAAGACAAUCCUAGACAGAGCAGGUGUCAAGAAUAUGCCCAUCUAUGAAACUGUGGAGAUUGCACGGGAUAGGAUGGCAGCCACAAAUCCAGAAACUGAUCCAGCCGAGCUGGAAGCGUUUGAUACACCCUUGUAAAGGAUCUCAGAAAUUGGCAUGAUGCGGUGUCAUGAAACUCCUGAGAAUUUUUUGGACAAGUGUGUGGAGCACUUGGGACAUGGGCUUGCUAAAACGCCCCCUGCACUGUUCAGAAUUCAUCAAGAAGCUACAAAGAUACAAGUUGUCGUUAGUUGUUUGCAAGGUUUCAUUUAGUGUCAAGAAAUUUUGUGACAAGUUCAAAGGGUUUCUCUUAUAGAAAAAGUACGAGCAUUGGUGAUACAAGCAUUUUACAUUACACAUUCAGUUGUUCAAAUGUAUUGUUACAGUGGUGGUUCUCCCUCUAAAGACUGCCUUUUGGUUUUCUUAUUACUUGAUACAGAGGAAACUAAAAGGACAUCAAUUUGUUGUUAUUCAGUCACUGUUGUUUUUUUUUAUAAGUUAAAAUUUAGAACUUUUUUUUUAGGGAGAUGGAAUGUUUUAUCACAGAACUGAAGAUCAUAGUUUUGCUUUGCAUUCCAUUUGUUACUUUUAGGUUGUCCAGUGAUUUCAUCAGCUGCUCUUCACUAUUUAAUUUGCUUGUCAUACAGUCGAAACUAUCAAUACUUUUGAUUUACAUGUACAUGAUGUACCAGUACAUACUUUUUUGUAUUAAAAAAUGGACAUACCAGUAGUUUUAUUUCUCAGAGAAACUAUUGCAUUCUUGUGUAUGUAGCUAUGCUAUGGUCACUUACAGUUUGAGCUGGUUUUACUGUGUCAAAACCAAACAAUUAUUUUCACUAGUAGGUUUAGAUCUCUACAGUACUUGUCAUGUACAUGUAGAUAUAGUGAAAUACUAUACCAGAGAAUACUUGCUUUUUUUUUAUACAGACAGCUUCAGGGGGACUGCGCUCAAAAGGAAUAUCUUAGAAUUUUUCAAUAUAUUUAUUCAGAUAGUUCGGUUAACUCUGAAAUCAUAAUCAAUAUUGAGAUCCUGAAAUGUCGUACAUUUUCCUUGUAACUCAGUGCUUCAAAACUGAAAUAGAAAUUUUAAAGAUCUGCAUUGGUCUGAAAAUAGAUUCUUAUGCUACAACAAGUUAAUCAUGCAAACUUGGUGAGAUUUGAAAGAUAUACAGAUACAGAGAGUGGUAUACAUGUAUAUAUACAUGUACCACAAGUUCCACUUGAAUGAUGAAGUACCAUACACGUACAUACCUCAACAAGGAAUGAUCAAGUGAAAUUUUAAUCAAAAAAUUGCCAAAUUGAUAAAAACAAAGGAAAUGCAAUUGUUGAUAAAAUGUACAAUAUGCAGUUGCAGUCUUUCUCUGUAUCUUACUUUGUGAACUAAAUGAUGACUUUAUCAACCAAGGUUAUUCUUGUUGCAAAGACAUAUAUUGACUCUACAGAGUUGCCUCUUGAUUGAUGGCAAAGAACAACGCCCUUUAUUGUUUUACAAAGGGUGAAUUCUGAAGGUUUCCGUUGUAUUUCUAGUCUGGUAAUAACAAGAUCAUUAUUGUAGCUUGACCCAGUAACUUUAUGAUGACUAGACAUCAGAAUAAAUCCCUUUCAUCUGAUUGGUGGGACAUUGAACACAUGUCAUGAAUUAUUUGGUAUGAUAAAUGCUUGACUGUUGAUCAUACACGUAACUCAUCACAUAUUGUACUGUGCACUCAUGGCUGGUCCUGUUGUAGCUCUUCACACAAACACAAUUUUCAGCAAUACUGAUAAACCUGAAACGUUAGUCUUAAGUUAGAUGAACACAUAUUUGAAUGAAGUGAUCCUAAUACUUUUAACAGUGUUACUAUAAUACUGAUGUGAAAGUUUUUCUAAAAGUCAAGUUGUGGCAGUUUUAUAUCCAGACCUUGUUCAGAAUUUUUUGCUUUACAUGUACACGUACACGUAUGGACAUAUGUGUAGUUUACUAAUGUCUCUUUGGAAUUUAUAUCGUUUGGAAAAUAGAAAAUUUGCACAUUCAC